Messenger RNA from Prunus avium (sweet cherry), 735 nucleotides. The record is from RefSeq and is a predicted model, not a curated record. Lineage: Eukaryota; Viridiplantae; Streptophyta; Magnoliopsida; Rosales; Rosaceae.
AUGGCGGAUUUUAUUGAGAAAUCAAGGGGUUUUGGGUUGCGUGAAUUCCAAGUCAGAAAGUAUACUGAGUCGAUUUUGAAAGGGAUUAAGUACAUCCACGACAGGGGUUUUGUGCAUUGUGAUCUCAAGCCUGAGAAUAUUCUGCUUGUGUCUGAUACCGCUGGUUCCUCUGGUGGUGCUCGUUUUGUGCCUAAAAUCGGAGACUUGGGGCUCAUAAAGAAGGCAAAUCAGAAGUGGGAGAAGCCUUCCUUUGGAGGCACACCAAUGUAUUUGUCUCCAGAAGCUGUGGUUUAUGGAAUUCAACAGCAGCCUUCUGAUAUUUGGGCGUUAGGUUGUGUUGUGCUGCAAAUGUUAACUGGGAGGCAUCCAUGGGAUUUCACACCUGGCGCCGUAUUUGAUGUUCGGGACUUGUUAACUGCCCUGCUUGCUUCAAGAAUUCCUGCCAUUCCUGGUUGGUUAUCAAAAGAGGCUAAAAUUUCUUGCAAUGUGACUAAACUGGAUAAUGGGGUUGGAGAGGUUAAACCAAUUAAGCAAGUGUCUUCAGCAGUGGCUUCCUCUGUUCCGGAUUGUCCUAGCUUCAUACCCCUUGGAAGUUGGAAGUAUGAAGAUGCAGAGGAAAUGGCUCAAGAAAAUGUUGGUUUUUCUGAGCAGGAGAUUCUUCCUCUGAAGCUCAUGUCAAGGCAUGUGGUUCCAAACCCAAAACCAUCAACUUUUGCUAUAAUGGGUGCAGCUUAG